Messenger RNA from Rodentolepis nana, 3888 nucleotides. NCBI's taxonomy places the organism in Eukaryota, Metazoa, Platyhelminthes, Cestoda, Cyclophyllidea, Hymenolepididae. The record is from the annotation of a GenBank genome assembly.
UUGUAUCACAUGCAAAGACAAGGUGUCACAGAUUCUGUUAGUUUACAAAGCAGCUUAAACAGCAGCUUCAUUAAUGAGUUUAAUGCUAUUGAGCAGGCUCUAAAUUCCGAAAUUGAUUUUAUUUCUCCUCGAUCCUCCUCAUAUCUCGAAGGUUCUGCUUCAAAAUCCGAUAUAUCAAACGGUGAGGAAAAUAACCGGUCUAUCGUCUCGGGUUCUGCAAAUGAGGAAUAUGAAUCGGAUUCCUUUGAGGUGCUAAGGCCGCCUAACGCUCGGCCCUUACCGAUCGAGGAUCCAAUCGAAACGUACGAUUUGAUUAUUGAUGAAAUGAAGUCUAAUGGUGUUCAAUGGGUUCCCGAGAAUCAAAUGAAUAAAAGCCUUUCUGAAGUACGACUUGCUGCUCCGGACUGUCAACAAUCGCAGAAUGCUUUAACUCCCACCAAGUCUUCUUCACUCUUCUCGACAAACGGAAUUGAAAACGCUAACAAUGGACAUCAACAGCCCAUCAAUGGAACAACUACCGUUCAAAAGCCCUCUUCGGGUGCCAACGAUCAGAGUGCUGCAGAGAAUGAAAGGAAACUGAGAGAACUCCAAAACCAACUGAAUCAGGUAUAUAUUUCCCUCUCCUUGUCUACAUUUGUGUGCCUUGUUGCCAUGUGGUCGGAGGAUUUGCUCGCUUGCGCAUCUUGUGGUGGUGGUGUUGGUGAUGAUGCACUUGGGUGCGGAUAUACCAAAGAUUUUGGCUAUGAGAAGGCCACGCGUAAACAGCAAGAGGACUAUAUUCAACAGCUCCAACACUACUACGACAAUCUCCUUGCCAAACACGCUGCAGCGGAGAUGACGAUUGAUCAUUUCCGUUUUCGCAAUCAAGUGGACCCCAACGAUGCCUCUCUCAAUAACAAGACCCCAACUUCCAACCCCAAAACCCCCUCACACUCCACCGGUCUGUAUGGGCGCAAGCUCAUCUCCACCUCACUCGACACCUGUUCUCCCGGUCCUCUCCUUUCAAAGUCUAAUCAUCGUCAAUCCCAUACCACUGGGUCCCUAAUGACUCUUAGAGGGAAUGGAUCUCCAAAUGAGGAGUCGAUGCCGAAGAGAAUCAGUUCUGUCACCCCUAAAGUUCACCUCAUGUCAUUGUCUUCGGUGUCACAAAACCCUUUGGAAGUGGAGCCGGACCAACAACAAUGCAACGGAUCAGCGCCGUUUGGACCGGUCGAUGGUGUAAAUGAAGGAGAUAGUAGUUAUCGUAACACCAAUCCCUCGCUCAAUAACAGCAGAGUAAAUCAUCUUCAUCAGCGCUCUGGUUCGAAUGUGGAUAUGGCAAAUCAAGAAGCAGCACGAAGUUUGGAAAGUCAAUUAACCUCCUCACUUGAUGCACUUCACGACAAGUUAAAAGCUAUUGAGGUUCGUUUGUUCGGUGACCAUAGGAACGGUGCCUUGGCAGCAAUCAAGUCGGAAUUAGAGGACUUGAGUCGAAGAUAUCAAGCUGGACUCUACUUGUGGUCUGAAGGUGGGUUCGAUGGCAACACAGUGGUUGGAUCUCGUCUUAAUCAGCUCAUUCAGCUUCUGGAGAGGGUUGGUUCUGGUGAACAAAAGGAUGCCACUAUUUCUACCCCUACUCGUCCUUCUUCUCUUCGUCUUGUCGAUUCUCAUCGACCAAAUUCAACGGAAUUGAAUCCAACCACAUCUUCUGUUCACACAACCUCUCUAGGUCGGCAAGAAAGCCUGUCUUCACCUGUUCCCGUUCUUCAUAAUACUGCUGUAGGCGUUAACACAUUCAAUGAUGAACAAGGUAGUAGUUCUGCACCGACGUCUACUGGAAGCUCACUUGAAUCAGCCGAGUCGUUCUUUGUUCGUCUUCUUGCCCGCUACAAUAAGCUCAAAAUCACCCCUGGACAUUCAAAAGACAUGGAGUCUCUGAUGCAGCGAAUGCUUCAGCUAUCUGAUCGCUAUUCCAACCAAUCCACAGUCAUCUUCCCCCCUAGAAGUCUUCGUCGCAUGUUUGAGAGUGAUUAUACUCUCAACACUGGUGUAAAUGAGCCUCUUGACUCCAGUUCUCAGAUCUUCACUCAACCAUUGUCUUCUAACAUGGUUAACGAUGCCUCUACGAAGCCCCGUCAGAUUAUUAGUCCAGACAGCGGUGUUGCCCAGACCCCUCUCGGAAGUAGCGGCAGUAGUGGAACUAGUUGCUAUGGUGUUGCUAUACCCUCUCGAGCAACCCAUCUGGUGGGAAACUUCAGGGAGACCUCGGAUUUCUCUCGUCCAAAAUCUGCUACUGCCCAGACUGUAACUCAUGAUGCACCGACCAUGGAUGCAGAGCGAAAGCAAUCGGACAGUGGUUUCUGGGCAACUGAUAGCUAUUCUGCCGCGCCGGCACCGCUCUACAAGGGUGCUAGCAUCCCCUCAACACAAUCUACCGAACAUAGUGAUGAAAUCAAUAUCGAUCCGAAUGCUGGUCGUGCAUCCAAGAUGCUUCCCGACGAGGUAAUGUCUCUGGAGGCGGACAUUAAGCGUCUCCGUGAGGGUAUUGCCCGACUCACGUCCUCCGCGUCUGUCUCUUCUGGUCCACUAUAUCGCGAUAACGUCGCAAAUUCAGUUUCAUCUUCGUCAACUUGCGAAGAGCAGCCAAGAAGGAAAAGCUCUCGCAGACAAACUCUGGGCAGUAAUAGAAAGUCCAACACCAUGGGUUCUUCAGCGGCAAGGCUCUCCUCCCUCACUCGCCGUCGACCCCGUCUUCCAAAUUCAUCAUCCAGUUCUUCAGACGAUGAUGGAAGAGGAACGACAUUCUCUCCGUAUGCCACCCGUCCUCGUUACCCUCAUUCAUCUCGUAGCCGCAAUCGCCGGUCACUAAACCCCAGCUCUCCACCACUCGAAGUGAUUGGCUCUUGCAUAGAUCCCCAGCCGCGAAACCCUCUUCCUGCACAAACCCGUGUCUAUCGUCGCAAUUCCUCCACCUCGCGUGGACAUGAUGAGCUCUCCUCUGUGAGCCACAGACGCAGUCAUAGCACUACAGGGCGAUCUAGGAGUUAUUAUCAUCCUUGUGGAAGUUGUGGGGGAAGCGGUUAUAAUAUCAACGUAAUUGGGCGGGAACCAGAAGGCGAAUUCGCUUACGAACCGCCUCUCCACAAUCAUUCUAUCAGCGAUACAUAUACGAUGCCGACUCGAGUGAUCUACGAGUAUAGCAGACAAGGACCUGUGAUUCGAUUGCCGAAUCACGAUUACAGUGGGUGGACUGAAAGAGUCUAUGGAAUGAAGGAGGUUUAUGGUUCAUCGGUUUCACCGCAAACUGGUCGGGCUUACAAUACUAUUGGGCAUCAACCUUCAACCAAUUUGAGACAAAACUGGUUAAAUCCUAAUCAGCCCGCAUGGGAUGUAGCUGGUCGACAGUCUGGUAUGAUGCCCGCUACAUCCUCGCCGAUCACUCAUCAGAAAUCUACCCGAAAGACGCGCCAGUACAUGCCUUCUGUUGGGUCGAACAGUCUCUUCUAUCAUCACAGUCAACUGGAAGAUACGCUUUCUUCGGGAUCUGAUGAUAUGGAGGCACCCCAGAGGGAUGUUGCCGUUCUCCCUUCGUCAAAAUCCUUCCGCAAUAAUUCGAGUCGAAAUAGGCGCAGGAGUGAAUAUCGGCCCAUGUCCACCGAACAGGGUGGUUUCUCAUCCCCAACAAACCCAAGUAUUGAUGCCUUUUCAACAGCUCGAUCAGUCACUCAGAUGGCCCACCAGCUGAAUAACAAGCUCUCGCGUCACUCGGAGUGUCGGGAAAAUGCGCCUCAUCAACAGCGAUCUUUUCAGCAACUGCCGUCGUCUUCCGUCCGACAUAGUAGCCGUUCGCGCCUUCAGAGUAAUGGAAGCUAUUUGACCACGACGUUGGAUGAUGACAACGACUUUUAA